Messenger RNA from Sitodiplosis mosellana (orange wheat blossom midge), 2018 nucleotides. RefSeq names its product ankyrin-3-like. Lineage: Eukaryota; Metazoa; Arthropoda; Insecta; Diptera; Cecidomyiidae. Gene Ontology annotation, molecular function: protein binding. The record is from RefSeq and is a predicted model, not a curated record. Gene Ontology annotation, biological process: protein localization to ciliary inversin compartment. The annotation marks the transcript as partial. Gene Ontology annotation, cellular component: ciliary inversin compartment. The transcript is spliced from 17 exons.
ACCAACAAGACGUGGCUAGGUUUCUCAUUGAAAAUGGCGCUGAUAUUAACGCUAAAGCCGAGGACGGAUUUACUGUACUUGACGCAGCUGAACAUGGUCAUGACGAAUGUGUUCCGAGUUUUAUCAUGGAUGAUCAGUCUGGAAAAACAGCUCUGCACGUUGCGAUUGAAGCUGGCUCAAAGACAAUGGUCGAGUGUUUGAUAAACAAAUCAGUGGAUGUCAACAUUAAAGAUAGCGACGGGAACUCGGCACUUAUGCUUGCUAUGAAGAAAGACAAUGACGAAAUAACUGAACUCUUGAUCCAGAAUGGUGCAGAUUUGUACUUAGCGCAAGAGAAUUGGGGACCAGCUCUCUUUGGUUGCAUUACACGUAAUUACUAUGCUAGUUCAAGUGUCAUCGAUGCACUGGCUGAAAAAGGCGUACACAUCGAACAAGAUUGGAUUGUUGCGCUUACAACUGCUGUUGAAAAUGAUGAUGCAAAUGGCACUAAGAUGCUAUUGAAAAAUUGUGCUAAAAGUGUGGAUGAUCUGAAGGAUUUGCAUUUACUUCAUUUGGCCGCCGAAAAAGGCAACGCAGAUAUCGUUGGAAUCCUUCUCGAACAGGGUGUCGAUGUCAAUGCAAAAGAGAGUGAAGGAUGGACACCGAUUCGAAGUGCUAUUCAUUCCGAUAAUGGCGAUAUCAUCCGAGUUCUGAUUGAACAUGGUGCUAAUAUUUCAACAGACGAAUCAGGAAACACAGCGCUUCACCAUGCCGCUUUCUUUGGUAAAACCAAUGCAGUUAAAGUUCUCCUUGAAAAAGGCGCCAGAUUCAAUGCUAAAAACAGUAUUGGUGAAACACCACACGAUUUGGCUUUAGCUAAAGGUAACACCGAAGUCGCUACAAUUCUUGAAGAAAAAGACGCCCAACUGCAUGCUAGAGACUAUCGCGGAUAUACACCAUUGCACCGAGCAGCAUCUAUGGGUGAUGCAGAUAGAGUGAUAAACCUCAUCGAACAGGGUGCGGAUGUCAACGCACACGACAUUCAUAAUAAUACACCGCUUCACAGAGCCGCUAUGAGUGGUAGUGCAGAUGUCGUUAAAGUCCUCAUCGAACACGGUGCCGAUGUGAAUGCAAGGGAUUUAUGGAAAAAUUCUGCGCUUCUAAAGGCUGCAUGGAGAGGCAGUGUUGACAUCGCUAAAAUGCUCAUUGAACAUGAUGCCGAUCUCGAUGCACCAGACGAUUCAGGAACUUCGCCAUUGCACAUGGCUAUAGUUUAUAGUAAGGAGGAUGUGGUGCGACUUCUCAUCGAUAGCGGUGCCAAUAUCAAUGCUAUAAACACUGGCGGAGAAACACCACUUCAAACAGCUAUCAAUCAUGGUGAAACCAGAAUCGCCAGAAUGCUCAAGGAAAAGAUCGCCGAAGAAAACAAGGACAGUGAUAGUAGUGACGAUAGCGAUGACACCGAUAAUAAUAACGCCAAUACCAAAGAUGGAUUUCAAUAUACACCUCUACAUUUGGCUGCAGUGCACGGAAACAUAAAUGAUGUCAGAGAACUCAUCAAACAAGGAAGCGAUGUUAAUGCUAGGAGUUCUUAUGGAUAUACAGCACUACAUUUUGCUGCGAGGUUUGACCACCCAGACGUUGCCAGAAUUCUCAUUGAAAAUGGGGCUGAAAUCGACGUUAUGGGCCGGUUUGGAAAUACUCCGCUUGAAUUUGCCGAAUCGAGUCUUUCAGAUGUGGCCGAAAUCAUAAAAGAAGCUAAAGAAAAGCAGGCAAAGAAUGGAAACUAGUGGUGCUUUGAUCCAAAUUGAUAAACAACCUUUGCUAGGGCAUUUCAUCGGAGCAACAUCGACAUGCCGUAAUACCGCAUAAGUUUCCCCUCAAUUAACUUUAUCGUUUACUCCAAUCGUAACAAAAACAGUCUAACUUUGAUUUUAUGUAUAAUUUUGAUUUUUUUUCAUUUGUAUUUCCAUUUUUAUUCUGGUGUCGCCAUAAAUUUGAUGCAAUAAAAUACUGAAUAAAGCUCCAGAAAUAAUAAA